Messenger RNA from Hibiscus syriacus, 477 nucleotides. RefSeq names its product ecdysone-induced protein 75B, isoforms C/D-like. The transcript has a single exon. Lineage: Eukaryota; Viridiplantae; Streptophyta; Magnoliopsida; Malvales; Malvaceae. The record is from RefSeq and is a predicted model, not a curated record. Bases 1 to 477 code for a protein of 158 amino acids.
AUGCUAAACGUGAAAACAUCAUCGGAAUAUGUCGGAGGAGGUGGCCGUGGCCGUGACCGGCGAUCCCAUCCGAGUGAAGGAUGUAAAAGACACCCAAAACACAAGCAAUCACCAGGAGUUUGUUCGCUUUGUUUAGCCCAGAAACUGACUCAGUUAUCUACUCAUUCGUCCACACUUGCCUCUUCUUCCUCCUCCUCUUCUUCUUCUUUAUCAUCCUAUUGCUCUUCAUCUUCUUCUUGUUCUUCCUCUCCCUAUUGUGCUCGUCGUUUUACUGCACAUGGAAAAGGGCCUUCCUUUUCCUUUUUACUGUCUAGCGGCAAGAAUUUACUCACUAAGAGCAGAUCAGUUGCUUGUGGUUCAAGGAUGAGGAGCAAAGAAGGCGAUAAGAAGAAGAAAGGUGGCUUCUUGUACAAGUUGCUUUACCGGAGAAACACUAAGACGAAAGAACAAGGUCCAUUAAUGGCGGCGUUUGCUUGA